UUUUUUUUAAUUCCUUUUUUUUUUUUUUUUUUUUAACAGAAAGUUUUGUCCUCAACUUUCACAAAAUUUUACAAGAAAAACAGUUAAACUUCUAUAACGACAAUUAUAAUAAAAUGCAUAUUGUCGUUUGUAACGAAGGACCUUCUGGUCUCAUAUUUGCCCUUUUAUUGUCUGAAAUUUUUGUUACAAAAAAUAUUUCCGGAAAAAUUACAAUUUUUCAUACCCAUAAUUCAAAGAACGAACUUUUUUUAGUCAAUAAAAAUGAUUUUUUACGUCUUCCCAGAAAUAUAUUUGAUUAUAUUUCUUCCGCAGCUGUUUUUAAAGAAAUUUUUUCUGCUGAACGAUCGGCAUAUUUUAUGGACGAACUGGAGAAUAAACUUUUGGAAAUAAUUCUAAAAUCCAAUAAUAAUUUUGUUCAAGUUAUUAAAAAAAGAUUUUACCCUACAAGUACCCAAUAUGACUUAUUGGUUCUCGCAGAUGGUUAUAGCGUUAACCUUCAGGAUAAUUACCGGUUUGAAAAAGAAGUUAUUUUAAAAAGUUAUGAAUUGAAGGUUAAUUUUCAAACUACGAAAAAUCAACUACAAAAUAAUGAAACAGAAAUUUUAUCAUUAUUACAAACCAGAUAUUUUUUAGAACAAGAUAAUGAUCAAAACUUUCUUAAAGUAAAUUUAUCAAAAUCUGAAUAUGAUAAUAUUGAUUUUAAUGAUGACUCAACUUUAAAUUCGAUAAAGAAUCCUUGGUUUCUUAAUAUUAUUCGAGAUGGUUUUGAAUUUUUUGAAGUUAAUGUUGACGAAAAAUUAAUUUCAAUCACCAAGAGUUCUAACGACUUAUUAGUAUCCAAAGAAUUUUAUAAAAGUUAUCAGCAGCUUGAUGGUCGAUUUAUAUGUGUAAUUGGUGAUUCGGCACUUAACUCAUUUAAUUGCAAUUCUUGGCAUAGAAGUAUGUACCUUGGAAUUGCUAUAUCAACAGCAACGAUCUUAGCCGAGCAACUUACCGUUGGACAAGCACCAUUUGAAAUCACUCGUAACAAUCUCGACGAAUUUUCUAAUGCUAUGUUAAAUUUUCAAAAAAGAUUCACGUACAAAUUUCAGUCAACGAAUAUGGACAAUAUUCUUUCAAAAGUUACCAACAACAUUGUUGAUAAUUAUAAUAAACAUCAUCCCAAGAAUAUGUUAUCGUCCAUCAACCCUUCUGAUCCCAUGUCAAUCCUGAAUAAAUACCCUCAAUUAUUUGAGAUUGAUCAUACUUUCGAUUAUAAAAGUGAUAAUAUUCUUAAUGGAAUAAGAGAAGAAUACGUAAAGAAUAUCAAACAAUCUGUACCUGAAAUAUUAUCAAAAAAACUUGAUAGAAUUAAAAAUAUGAUAAAUCAUUUUACAAUUUAUGAAUCAUAUACAUUUUGUCAUAAUGUUUCAAAUAAUAUCGAGUCAAGUAAGAAUAAUUUAUCUUGAUCUUUACCAUAACGAUAAUAAUUAAUCAAUUUAUAUUUUUAGAUAAUUGGAAUCAACC
This is a messenger RNA of Rhizophagus irregularis DAOM 181602=DAOM 197198, 1506 nucleotides long. NCBI's taxonomy places the organism in Eukaryota, Fungi, Glomeromycota, Glomeromycetes, Glomerales, Glomeraceae. The record is from RefSeq and is a predicted model, not a curated record.